This is a messenger RNA of Guillardia theta CCMP2712, 740 nucleotides long. RefSeq lists its product as hypothetical. The record is from RefSeq and is a predicted model, not a curated record. Gene Ontology annotation, cellular component: ribosome. Lineage: Eukaryota; Cryptophyceae; Pyrenomonadales; Geminigeraceae. Gene Ontology annotation, molecular function: structural constituent of ribosome. Gene Ontology annotation, biological process: translation. The transcript is spliced from 3 exons. Bases 17 to 676 code for a protein of 219 amino acids.
AGCGGCUGCGGCUGCGAUGCUAGCGAGCAUGUUGCGACAGGCGUCUAGGAGAUGCGGGGGGGAAGCGAUGAGAGCCUCCUGCCGCCUCCUCUCCUCCUCCUCUUCCUCAUUCCCCCGUCCCAGAGUCUUGUCGUCAGGAUUGCCAACAAGGCCCUUGAAUUUCCUUCCAGGCUUCACUGCCCUCUCCUUCAGGAGCUUUCACUCUAGUUCUUCGCUCCUCCUGCUGCCAUCGCACAACAAGGCUAUCCGCAGCAUGCUUGGUUACAAUCCACUUAGCAUGGUUGGUGACCGAUUCGCUUCAACCAAGGUUGCAAAGAAGAAGAAGGUGGAAAAGAAGAUAAAGGUCAGGGCUGUGACGCGGAAGCUUGCCCCCGGAGAGCUCCCCUACCCUGACAAUGGUCUCGGAGUUUGGCUGGACGGAAACACCACACCUGAACAAGCCACGAAGAGACUAAAGAAGAAGCUCUUGGCUGAUGGACUGCCUCAAAAGCUCAGAAACAACCAACGCCAUACCCGACCAGCUGAAGCGAGGAGGAGAGCAAAACAACUUACUAUCAGAAGGCGAGACAAGAAGCGUGUCCGUGACAAGCUCAAGCUGGUUUAUGAGAAGAUGAGGGAGAAACCGAUCGAAGAACUUUUUCUUGAGGCGCUCAAGGUCUCGGAGAGUAUAGCCUAAGAUGUAGAGGCGAGAAGCUUCGACACUUGCUGUUGGUCAGCAUCAACAAACUCUCCACAACCAC